This is a messenger RNA of Bactrocera dorsalis (oriental fruit fly), 1907 nucleotides long. RefSeq names its product serine protease inhibitor 27A. Gene Ontology annotation, molecular function: serine-type endopeptidase inhibitor activity. The transcript has a single exon. The coding region runs from base 254 to 1576 and encodes 440 amino acids. The record is from RefSeq and is a predicted model, not a curated record. Lineage: Eukaryota; Metazoa; Arthropoda; Insecta; Diptera; Tephritidae.
GUGAUUGUGUCAUUCUAAGUCAUCUCUUCAAAACGAUCGGUUGAUACGACAGAACGCGCUGGGGAUUUUUUACGGUAUAAGAUACACUAAAAUCUGUGUAAUAAUAAUACAUAUAAAUACAUAUGCCUAUAUACUACAUACGUUUCGUAUCGCCAAGUAAACAAUAUUAAACGAGUUCAGAAACAUACGUCAAGGCUAAACAUUCGAAGAUAAAUAUUCGGUAGUUGUGUUUGUUGCUUUAAAUAAUAUAAAUAUGAUAAGACAUAGUUUCAUAGUGUUUUUGUGCGGUAUUGCACUAGCUCAAGCGACGGCAUUAAACGGAAUUGUGGCACCAACACAGGCACCCAAUGCAUUGCCAACUAUUCCAAGCGGUAUCUUUUUACCGGAUGCGCAACUCCAAGCAUCGGCACCAGUUGGCGAUUAUGAUUUCGACGACUAUGUGCCAUAUCGCAGUGAUACAUUAGAUCUCUUUUCAUGGUCACUGCUGAAACAAGUGCUGAGUGAGGAGCCCGGUAACGUCAUCAUAUCGCCCUUCUCAGUCAAACUGUCUUUGGCGCUAUUAGCAGAAGCUGCGGGCAACGGUUCGCAGACACAGCGUGAACUCUACAGUACAUUGACGGACAUCAGGCAGCCGGAUAACUUGCGUGGCUUUUACAGAAAAACAUUGAAUGUACUUAAAAAGGAAAAUCCAUAUUUUACAUUGAAUUUGGAGUCCAAACUUUUCACAGAUGUUGAAGUUGAGCCGCAACAACGUUACGCUGCCAUACUGCAUAGCUACUAUCAAACCGAUAUCGAGCGUUUGGAUUUUACAAAAGGUAGCGAGUCGGCGUAUGUGAUCAAUAGCUGGUGCAACAAUGUUACGCAUGGACGCCUAACUCAACUCGUAAAUGAGGGCAAUGUACAGAAUAAUAUUUUACUCAUGGCAAAUGUGUUGUACUUUAAUGGUUUAUGGCGUACGCCAUUCAAUAACACUUUCGAAGGUGUCUUCUUCAAUACGCCAAAGAGACAAUUGCGCGCCGACUUUAUGGAGCUUACAGAUUCCUUCUACUAUUACAAUGAUGUUGCAUUAGAUGCGAAGAUCUUGCGCUUACCUUAUAAGGGUAAGAAGUUCUCCAUGUUCAUUUUAUUGCCUAAGACAAUGGGUAACAUUGAGGUGCUUACACAGAAUUUGGUCAAUGACCAAUUGAAACGUAUGCAAUGGGCUAUGGAGUCGGUCAAAGUGAAGGUAACAAUGCCAAAAUUCAAAUUUGACUUUGACAAGAACUUGAAACCCACACUGCAAGCUUUGGGCAUACAUGAUAUUUUCACGAGCGAUGCGUCGUUGCCGGGUUUGGCGCGCGGUGCAGGUGUUGCUGAAGUAUUAAAAGUAUCGAAUGUAUUUCAGAAAAGCGGUAUUGAUGUGAACGAGAAGGGCACCGAAGCCUACGCUUCAACAGUCGUGGAGAUUGACAACAAGUUCGGUGGCACGCCACUCAUCGAGGAGUUCAACGUCAAUCAACCGUUUCUUUUCUUCAUUGAAGAAGAAGCCACUGGAAAUAUAAUUUUCGCCGGCAAAGUACUAGAGCCAACAAUUUGAAUGUGGUGAUUUUUAGCGACAUACUCGUAUAUACAUAUUUAUAUAAGUUUGUAUUGUAUAAGGCAUAAGUAUUAGGAAGAAAUUAUUUAGCAGUCACAAAUCGUGAGUGUCAUAUAAUGAAUAAGAAAAUUAAUAUGCAUGCCAUAUUAUUAAGAAAUUAUACCUAAUUUUGUGUUAAAAUACCUAAAUGUGUAUUUCUAAGUAAUCUUUAAUUAAGUGAGACGAGUAUUUUUUGUAAUUUCUUACUUUUGGAAUAUACUCAAUUAUGAAUAUGUGAUAAGUUUAUAAGAAGUGAAAUAAAAAGCAACCUGAAAGUGCCAACAUUAUAUAA